AUGAGGGCAGCCACUGAACUCCUCACUACCUUCGCUUCGGCUCUGAAAAUCAUUCAUGAUCGUCUAUCCGAACGACUGAGGACGCCGCAAAUCGCAAUUGUCUGUGGUUCCGGCCUUUCGACAUUAGGGGCGUCUAUGAGGGAGAGAACCAUAAUUGCAUAUGCAGAUAUUGAAGGUCUCGCCACCAGCACGGUACCAGGACAAAUUAGUGCGUUGGCAUUCGGUCUGAUAGGCGAAGGUGAAGGUGUCCCCGUGGUCGCAAUGCUCGGACGAUUUCAUCCGUACGAAGGCUACCAGCUAUCUCAAGUGGUCUACCCCAUUCGCCUAUUGGCUUUAUUAGGAGUAAAGGACAUCAUAAUCACGAAUGCCGCUGGUGGCCUCAACCCGUCAAACCCUGUUGGGACAAUCGUCGUGGUUCACGAUCACAUUGCUUUGCCCAAUUUAACUGGACCGCUAAACGCACUACUAGGACCCGUCCUAACACCUCCUUUCGACACACGCUUCGUCCCCCUUUCUAAUGCUUAUUCAUUCUCACUCCGCAAGCUUGUCUUUAAGGCUGCUUACAACCUAGGCCUCCCUCGAGAUGCACUUGCCGAGGGGACGUAUGCAUGGGUUAGCGGCCCAACAUAUGAAACUCCUGCAGAGGGCCGAUUCUUGCGCAGCAUCGGUGCCGACGUCGUCGGAAUGAGUACCAUCCCUGAAGUGGUAGCUGCUUGUCAAGCAGGGUUGCAAGUCAUUGUUCUGUCAUUGGUAACUAAUGUAGUCGUAAUCCCUGAAACCUACGCCUCUCCGAGAGAAGAAUUUGAAGCAGAGCUCGCUGGGAGGUUUGUCCCACCUGCGACUCAACAUGAGGUAACACAUGCCGAAGUGUUGGAAGUCGGUCGCCAUAAAGCGGAAGUAAUGAAGCAGCUUGUCGAAGCAGUCGUGGUGGCACGAGAUGCCGAGAGAAAGCAGGCGACCUAGAGUUCUACUCGUUAUAAUGCCAUCCCUUACUAGAGUGCUCGCCUUGCUUCCCCGGCCCCUUCGAUGUAUAAGAGCUUUCCUUUGUCUAAUCUUUCAUCUUACCACUUCCUUCGUCAUCAUUCUUAUGUCUUAUUCAUCUCCCCCUCCUAGCCUCGCUGCCGUACUCGAACAGUGAGUGGCAUGCAUGAGUGAUUGAAGAAAUAACCGAAAUAACCGAAAUAAAUGAAUGACCGGAGAAAAUAUUCGCACGGUCAGAAGUUACGUAAUUGUGGGCUGGGGAAGUGGCUCUGCCGUGCAGAUAAUUUGUACUCUAUUUGUUAUCCCCGUUAUCAGGUGGCAGUACGUGCAUGAGGGAAGGCGGCAGGCCCCGGGGCGGUAGUGGCGGUGGUGCGGCGGUGGCCUCGCGGUGGUAGCGGCGGUGGUGGGCCCCGCG
Molecule: messenger RNA, 1396 nt
Organism: Cantharellus anzutake
Lineage: Eukaryota; Fungi; Basidiomycota; Agaricomycetes; Cantharellales; Hydnaceae
Product: inosine guanosine and xanthosine phosphorylase family protein
Exons: 7
Coding region: 1-963 (320 amino acids)
Biological process (GO): nucleoside metabolic process
Cellular component (GO): cytoplasm
Molecular function (GO): purine-nucleoside phosphorylase activity
Source: RefSeq, a predicted model, not a curated record